Spodoptera litura is the source of this 843-nucleotide messenger RNA. It is a transcript of the gene HemK2, whose product is annotated as HemK methyltransferase 2. NCBI's taxonomy places the organism in Eukaryota, Metazoa, Arthropoda, Insecta, Lepidoptera, Noctuidae. Gene Ontology annotation, cellular component: eRF1 methyltransferase complex. The record is from RefSeq and is a predicted model, not a curated record. Gene Ontology annotation, biological process: methylation. Gene Ontology annotation, molecular function: nucleic acid binding; S-adenosylmethionine-dependent methyltransferase activity; protein methyltransferase activity.
AAGCAUCAACUGACAACAUGGAGACUCCCUAUCAGAACCACAUUGACAAGGCUGACUUUGAUCAUGUGUAUGAGCCAGCAGAAGACAGCUUUCUACUCAUAGAUGCUUUAGAGAAGGACCUAGAAUAUUUAAAGAAGAAAAACCCCACUUUUUGCUUAGAAGUAGGGUCUGGAAGUGGUGUAGUUAUAACAGCUUUUGGUAUGGCCUUCCCACAAACAUUUUGUUUGAGCACUGAUAUUAAUUUCAAGGCUUGUGUGAUGUCCAAGCAAACUGCUGCUUACAACAAAGUUAAGUUAGAUACAUGCAACAUGGACUUGACUAGUUCCUUUACUGAUAAUGUGUUCGAUGUUAUCAUUUUCAAUCCACCGUAUGUGGUUACUGAGAGUGAGGAGUGUGGAGGAUGUGACAUUACGGCUAGUUGGGCUGGGGGUACAAAAGGACGUGAAAUUACCGACAGAUUAAUUAACAUGAUACCAAAGAAACUAGCCAAUAAUGGAGUCUUCUACCUGCUGCUUAUUGAAGAAAACAUUCCUGAUGAAGUUGUUCAAAUAAUGUCUGGUUAUGGAUAUAAAUCUGAAGUUGUUUUAAAGAGGAAGGUUCGAAAUGAACAACAAUUAGUUUUUAAGUUUUUUCGAUAAUGUUGAUAUUCCUGUUAUGCAAUAUUUGUUCUUUAAACAGCUUUUUGGCCUGGUUCCCAUGAGAUUGGCUCUAUAAAGCUAGUUUGGCUCCAGCUGUCACAUGAGGGUUGUAGGAUGUUUACUCCUGUCACUCAAUCAUUUCUUAGUACAAUACUACAAUACCUGUGAACUAAAUAAUAGCUAGCUCAUAGAACUUCAAUCAAAC